UUAUUUUUUCAUUUGUACUGAACUCGAAAUAGUUGAAGCCGAAAGUGUCGGAAAAUAAGCGACCGAACAGUGAAGGUAAACAAGGAGCUGCUGGACGCUAAACGUUUAUCUAAACUUCACAUAUCACAAGGUAGCAAUAGUUCCACCACAGUAGGUAAAAAUAAAGAGGAAGAAAAGCUGCAUAACGUUGAUAAGUCAACAUGCCAUCAACCACAGAUGAUGUUCAGCGCCAUUCCGUGCAUACAUUGGUGUUCCGAUCCUUGAAACGAACUCAUGAUAUGUUUCUUUGCGAUCAAGGAGGUUUGCCUCCUAUCGACGAGUCAUUAGAAAAACUUCGAAGACUAGUAAAAGCACGUGAUCAGUAUGGCCCUGUGCUUAACUUGGUGAAGCAGAAUAAGAGGAAGGCAGCCACACAAGCCAUAUACGACGGUGAACCUGACGAUCCCCCACCCAGGCCGAGCAGUGUAACAAAUGGUAUAGUUUCAAGUCCCUUGGCCCUUCCACCACCAUCUGGCCCUCAGGCUCCCCCUCCCCCAGCACCUUCACCACAAAGCAUGGCUGUUGUGCCAAUUUCUCCAAUAACGGGUGCUAGUGCUGGCCAGCAGUCUCUCGUCCCUCGCCGUGCUCCUACAUUACCAAGACCAAAAUGGCACCCACCUUGGAAACUUGCCCGUGUCAUAUCUGGUCACCUUGGUUGGGUGAGGUGUGUUGCAGUUGAGCCAGCAAAUGAAUGGUUUGCCACUGGGUCAAAUGACAGAGUGAUUAAGAUCUGGGACUUGGCAUCAGGGCAGCUAAAGCUCUCGCUGACUGGUCAUGUGUCAGCAGUGCGAGGAUUGGCAGUGUCUCCACGACAUCCUUACCUGUUUUCUUGUGGAGAAGAUAAACAGGUUAAGUGCUGGGAUCUUGAAUAUAACAAGGUCAUAAGACAUUAUCAUGGUCAUCUUAGUGCUUGUUAUGGGUUGGCCUUACAUCCAACAAUUGAUGUCUUGGUUACAUGCGGCCGAGAUUCUACAGCCCGUGUGUGGGACCUUCGUACCAAAGCAAAUAUUCACACACUCACUGGCCAUACAAACACUAUUGCAUCUGUUGUCUGUCAGGCAGCAGAACCUCAGGUGAUCACUGGCUCUCAUGAUUUUACUAUACGUUUGUGGGAUUUGGCCGCUGGCAAGAGCCUAUGCACGUUGACACAUCACAAGAAGAGUGUCCGCUCCCUGGCUGUUCACCCGGAACUUUACAUGUUUGCAUCUGGAGCUCCAGACAAUAUUAAACAAUGGAAAUGCCCCGAAGGAAAGUUUGUUCAGAACUUGACUGGACACAAUGCUAUUGUUAACUGCCUGGCAAUGAACCGUGAAGGUGUGCUCGUUUCUGGGGCAGACAACGGCACGCUCUACUUCUGGGACUGGCGGACAGGCUAUAACUUCCAGAAACUUCAAGCACCAGUACAACCAGGUUCAAUGGACAGUGAAGCAGGUGUGUUUGCUAUGACAUUUGAUCAGAGCGGCUCACGACUAAUUACCUGUGAUGCUGACAAGACAAUCAAGAUAUACAAGGAAGAUGACUCUGCAACUGAAGAGACACACCCAGUCAACUGGAGACCAGAAAUUUUGAAGAGGAGGAAGUACUAGGUUGUGUGACUUAUCUUGGCGCUCUCUUUGUUUCUGCAUCGUAGAAGUUAAUGAUUUAAUAACCUUAAUGGAUUUUUAGGAAAACGUAUUUUUGCUGUGUGCUUUUUGCUUCAUAUUCUCUUUUAUCAAAAAUAAAUGAUGACAAAUUUGCUGUA
This is a messenger RNA of Procambarus clarkii (red swamp crayfish), 1780 nucleotides long. RefSeq names its product transport and golgi organization 4 (gene Tango4). Gene Ontology annotation, molecular function: protein binding. NCBI's taxonomy places the organism in Eukaryota, Metazoa, Arthropoda, Malacostraca, Decapoda, Cambaridae. The record is from RefSeq and is a predicted model, not a curated record. Gene Ontology annotation, biological process: mRNA splicing, via spliceosome. Gene Ontology annotation, cellular component: catalytic step 2 spliceosome; Prp19 complex; precatalytic spliceosome.